Messenger RNA from Staurois parvus, 482 nucleotides. The record is from the annotation of a GenBank genome assembly. NCBI's taxonomy places the organism in Eukaryota, Metazoa, Chordata, Amphibia, Anura, Ranidae.
GGGCCCCUAUUACCGCCUCCUCAUGCUGCUGCCAGGCCCCUAAUCUGCCAUGGGCCCCUAUAUACCGCCUCCUCAUGCUGCUGCCAGGCCCCUAAUCUGCCAUGGGCCCCUAUAUACCGCCUCCUCAUGCUGCUGCCAAGUCCAGAGUCUGUCAUGGGUCCCUGUACGGCCUCCCAUUGCUGCUGUCUCCAUCGCCACACUCUGCCAUGUGCCACUUUCAGGUCUCCUCACACUGCUGGUGGGUUCCAUUUUGUCAUAGGUUGCUGUAUGGCCUCCCAUUGCUGCUGCUGCCUCCACCGCCACACUGUGGCUCCAAACACUGGUUUUGGCCCCGUGACUGGCCAAAUGAGUGAAGUGUGCGGUGAUUCUAAGAUCGACGGCACUCAUCUGCAUGUCAUACUGACUGACAGUAUUAUUUUUCUCUUCCCCAGCAGACUCCAAGGGCAUUUAAAUUAAAGGUACAGUGUUCUGCACUAAUAUUA